AUGGAUUUAGAUGAUGUUCAAGAUAAUUCUCCUUCUUCCGCUGUUACUCAUUCAGUUGGUGUUAUUUAUCGUACUCCUGAGGUUGUUGGAUCAUUUAGCCCUGGUGGUACCACUAAGGAAUGGAUUCCAAGUGUUCCCGAAGAGUUAAAACCUCGUUUGGGGAUGAUAUUCAAAGAUCCCAAAGAGGGUCUUAGUUUUUAUAAAGCAUAUGCAAAUGCCGCUGGGUUUACUUCUAGGAAAUCUACUACUACAAGGAAGAAGAAUAACAAAGAUAUAAUUGCUUUUCAAUAUGGAGUUUGUAAUAAGGAAGGUUUCAAGGCAACAAAAAAACCUAUUGCUCAACAAACCGUUGAUGAAGAAGGAAAAGUUCGUAUUACUAGGAAACGUUUAUUGACUCGUGUAGGAUGCAAUGCUCACAUAUGUAUGAGAUAUGAUGCAGGAAAUUAUGUUGUUAGUCAAUUCAAAGAAGAACAUAAUCAUUGUUUAUAUACUCCAAGUUGUGCAAAAUUUCAAAAGGAUAAUAGAAAAAUGCAUAUUAUGCAUAAGAAGUUGAUUGUUGAUAAUUCAAAGGUAAAUGUUGGUCCUGUGAGGUCUUAUACAAUGAUGAAAGAAUUAGCUGGAUCACAUGAUAAUGUUGGUGCAUCUAAACAAGAUUUCAAAAACUUUUAUAGAGAUUUGAAGGCUUAUAUUGCUGGAUCAGAUGCCCAAAUAUAUAAUAUGAUCUUUGGUCCAUUUACUGGAGUUGAUCAUCAUAAGAAAUGCGUUACUUUUGCGGCUUCUUUUGUAGCUCAUGAAGAUAUAUCAUCUUUCGAAUGGGUUUUCAAAACUUUUCUUAAAUCAAUGGGAAAUAACGAGCCUGUGUGUUUGAUUACUGAUCAAGACCCUGCAAUGAAAGUUGUUGUUCGUAAUAUUUUUCAAACUACAGAACAUAGGUUUUGUAUGUGGCAUAUUAUGAAAAAGGUGCCUGAAAAAGUAAGUCGGGAAAUUACCCAAGAAACUGAUUUUUUGAAAAAACUUUGUGCAUGUGUUUGGCAUUUAGAGAUUGAGCCAGCAGAAUUUGAAGAAAAGUGGAACAAAGUUAUUUCAGAAUUCAAUUUGAACGAUCAUGAGUGGUUGGCUCACAUGUUCAACAUACGUGAUAUGUGGAUUCCAGCGUAUUUCAGAGAUUUAUUUUUAGGUGGCAUCAUGAGGACCACAUCUAGAUCCGAAAGUGAAAAUAAUUUUUUCACUAUGUUCACAAAUCCCCAUCUCACUUUGAUUGAGUUUUACAUGAGGUUUGAAUGUGCAUUGGAUGCUCAAAGGCACAUUCAAAAUAAAAUGGAUAAUGAUUCAGAGAAUAAACGUCUAGAGUGUAAGACUCCAAUUCCUUUAGAAAAAGAUGCUUCUGAGUUGCAUAUGAUUUGGGUGUGGAAAGCAAGGAUGUUAGAAAAAAUUCCCAAGACUUACGUUCUAAAUAGAUGGUGUACAAUGGCUUAUAAGAAGCCCAUUUUUUAUUUAGAGGGUAAUGUUUUAGAAGAAUGUCUUAAUGCAGUAGAUAAAAAGAUGCUAUUAAAUGAUUUGUGGUGUGAAAGUCAUGCUUGUGUGAGUUUAGUGAAAAACAAUGAAGAUGAUCUAAGUGAUCUUGUCAAAAAACUUCGAGCCAUGAGAAUAGAUUUGGAACAGAAGAAAACAACAAAUGGAAGCAACAAUUUUUGUAGCAAAGUUAAAGACAUUGAAAUGCUUAUUGGAGCUAGUUUACCUUCUGAAGUUUUGAUCAAAGCUCCAAAAAUUUCAAAAAACAAAGGUACAGGGGUUCAUGUUCCAAAUCAGGUUAAUGUUCCAAAUGAUACCCCUAUUCCAAAUGAUACGCAUGUUCCAAAUAGUGACAAGAGAAUGAAGAGUGACAGAGAAAAAGUUGUUGAACAAAGUCAAAAGAAGAAAAGAUUAUGUAGAGCAUGUGGAGAGCUUGGUCAUCAUGAUAGUCGUAAUUGUCCAGGGAAAGUCAAGUGA
This is a messenger RNA of Chenopodium quinoa (quinoa), 1989 nucleotides long. RefSeq names its product protein FAR1-RELATED SEQUENCE 5-like. Gene Ontology annotation, biological process: regulation of DNA-templated transcription. The transcript has 6 exons. Bases 1 to 1989 code for a protein of 662 amino acids. NCBI's taxonomy places the organism in Eukaryota, Viridiplantae, Streptophyta, Magnoliopsida, Caryophyllales, Amaranthaceae. The record is from RefSeq and is a predicted model, not a curated record.